GAUGAGGUCCCAGAGGACUGGUGAAGGGCAAACAUAGUACCAAUCUUUAAAAAGGGGAACAAAGAGGACCUGGAAAAUUGUAGACCUAUCAGCUUAACUUUGAUGCCUGGACAGAUACUAGAUCAAAUUAUUAAACAAUUUGUAAGCACUUAGAGGACAAUAGGAUUACAAAGAAUAGCCAGCAUGGAUUUGUCCUGAACAAAUCAUGCCAAACCAACCUAAUUUCCUUUUUUGAUACGGUUACUGACCUAGUGAUGGGGGGAAGCAGUAGAUGUGUUAUAGUAAGGCUUCUGAUACACCCCCAUGGGAUAGUCUCAGAAUCAAACUAGGGAAAUAUGGGCUAGAUGAAAUUACUAUAAUGUGGAUGCACAACUGCUUGAAAGACCAUAAAGAAUAAUUAUAAAUGGUUCACUGUGAAACUGGGAGGAUGUAUCUCACGAGGUCCAACAGGGAUCAGUUGUGGGUCCAGUAUUAUUCAAUAUUCACUGGAGAUCUAGAUUAGAUGUUAGGGAAAAAUAUAUAUCUAUAAGGACAUUUAAGAUCUGGAAUAGGCUUUCAAGGAAGGUUGUGGCAUCCCCAUCACUGGAAGUUUUACACCUCUCAAGGAUGGUCUAGGUAUACUUGGUCCUACCUCAGCACAGGGGGCUGGAUUUGAUAACUUCUCCAGAUCUCUUCCAGCCUUUCAUUUCAACCGUUAUAUGCUCUGUGUUUGCAGUAGGCAUGCGAUGCUGUUCAGCCUGCAGAUAGCAAACAGGAGUCCUGGACGUGCUCCUAAGGCAGCAGAAGCUGCACCCUGGCUUGCGUGCGGCCGGAUCUUCCUUCUCCUUGCUGUGGGGAUGGGGAGCUCAGCGCAGCCUGGCUGCAGACAGCACAUGGGGAUGGGGGGGCAGGGGUGAGUGAUGCACGGGACAGGGGCUGGCAGCGCUGCCCUGAACCGCGUGCAGCCCUCGCGGUAGGAUUGCUGAACCCCAGGGAAGGAAGGGGAGGGCAGCGGCCAUCACCUGAUUGGCCAGCGCGCCGGGGACCCGAGUUAAAGUGCGGCAGCGCUAGGAAGAGGAGGCGGCGGCGGUUCAGCUCAGCUCAGCUCCGGCAGCCAGAGCCGGGCACAACGGCGGCAAUCAGCACCCAGGAUGGGCAGCAGAGUCACUUUCUUUGAGUCUUUUCCAAACAUUCUGCUCCUGGUGUUGGGACUUGUUUGGCCCAGCUGCCACUCACUGAAAUCCCUGUGCCAGGUUGCAAUGCCUGGAGCAGGGAGCCAAGCCCAGCCUCGCGGGAUGGGAGUCACUGCUGCAAGGUGGAAAUCCUUGAUUGGAAGACAAAGCAACAGCUGUGCUUUCUGGAUAAGGUGGAACCACAUGCCACGAUUAGUGAUAUCAGAUUGAUGUUCCAUAAAUCAUAUCCCAAAUGGUAUCCAGCCAGGCAGUCAAUAAGACUUUAUCCCAAAGGAAAAUCCUUGAGAGAUGAGGAAAUCCUGCAGCAUCUCCCAGUUGGCACAACCGCUACGCUAUAUUUUAAAGAUUUAGGGCCACAAAUAGGAUGGACUAUGGUAUUUUUGACGGAAUAUGCAGGUCCAUUGUUCAUCUAUUUUCUGUUUUAUUUCCGCAUGCCUUUUGUCUAUGGGCUGGAUGACAAGCUUACAUCAAGCCCACAUCCAGUGGUUAACUUGGCAUGUAUCUGCCAUUCUUUCCACUACAUCAAAAGGUUGAUUGAAACAAUAUUUGUUCAUCGGUUCUCCCAUGGGACUAUGCCACUGAGGAAUAUUAUUAAGAACUGCUUCUAUUACUGGGGAUUUGCAGCGUGGCUCGCUUAUUACAUCAAUCAUCCUCUUUAUACACCUCCUUCCUAUGGACAAAAACAGAUAAAUUUUGCUGUGAUCAUGUUUCUGAUAUGUGAAGCUGGAAAUUUCUCUAUCCACGUUGCACUCAGUGACCUGAGAAGAGAUGGAUCCAAGAUCCGUAAGAUCCCUUAUCCAACAAAGAAUCCUUUCACAUGGCUGUUUUUCUUUGUAUCCUGUCCUAACUAUACAUAUGAGGUGGGGGCAUGGAUCAGCUUCACCAUCAUGACUCAGUGCGUCCCGGUGGGAUUGUUCACAUUUCUUUGCUUCAUUCAGAUGACAGUUUGGGCAAAGGAUAAACACUACACCUACGUACGAGAAUUCAAGGAUUAUCCAAGUCUUAGGAUGCCAAUUAUUCCUUUCUUACUGUAAGAAGAAAGAACUGCUGGAAUACCUGAGGGGAACUACAGGAGGACAAAGCUGAUGGGCUCUUUUUAUUGAGAAACCUGCUGGCAAAUGAGAGAAUUCAUUUAGAUAACUAAACCAGGGUGGUUCUGCUGCAUGGUAUCUCCAUUGCUGUGGGAAAUUCUAUACAAUUGGAAGCUACAUCUCCCUAAUAUUCUAAAUUUUCAGAAAGUCAUAUUGGUUGCCAUGACUUUAUUUGCAGCCAAUGGCCUUUAAGGCACACGAUUGGCCUAGAUCCUUUCAAUUAGUGACAGUUGUAGCUUUCUGUACUGGCCUGGUUGGUUUUGUGGAUCACAAUGAAGCCUUGCCACCGGUAAGCUUCAGCUUGUGGAACAGCAUUCCACAGAAGUGCUGAUUGACUACAUUGGAAAGGAGACUCACCAUUGAUUUCUGGAGUCAUCAUCAGGUCAGCUGAUCCAAAGGAGAUGCGUGUGCUGCCUUUCCUUGCUGGAGAGAAAGUGCUAUGCGGACAGGGGCUUCAUGGGGAAAUGAAGAAGUUACAAAGGAGGGAAAUAGGAGUACUCAGAAUAGAGGUGAGCAAUAGCUCAGAUGUCCGAGUUAGCCUGAACACACACUUUGACAAGUCAAAACCUUAAAUCACAAGUCAUUAUGAAUAGAACAUCCCCUGUUAGGAAAACUCCUUUAUCAAUAAAUUGCUCACCAGCUAGUAGACUGGAUUUUGAAGAUGUAGUAUCUUCAGUAGCUGUGAUAUUUGGCUUGUUUUCAUAAAACAAGUCAUUACGAUACCAAAAAACUUUUACUUAGAGGUUUUAUGUUAGUGUUCUCUGAAGAGUUUUUAAUGUACUUUGUAAACAAAUGCGCUGACCUACAGUCCUCAAAAUGAUAGUUCUGUCCCUGUUUGUAAAGCAGGGAGAAGGAAUCAAUUACAUAGUGAACUUUCUAUAUUUUGUUUUCCACAAGGUGUUCAGUUUAACUUGGAAGGUUUUCUAUAAAUCUAUUCAAGAAACUACUGCAAAUCCUGUCGUAAUGAUUUUUUUAACUACCUAUUUUAGAAUGUAUCUACAAAGAGAACAGUGUUUCUUCAUGAUGAUUUAUUUACCUAGAAAUGACUUAUAGAAAGAUUUUUGCAACCAUUUGUAAAGAUAAAAUAUGCAAUAAAUUCAAGCCUACAUUUUGAACUCUGUCAAUAAUUAUGGCAACAAAAGAUGAUGCAUUAUAGCUGGUUGCAGAAGUUUCAUAGUUUAUAUAUAAAACAAAAUGGUCUUGUAUCAAAUUAAGAAGUUACAUCCACUGGAUAAAAAACAAACCAACAAAAUCCCCGGAGUUCAUUAUGACACAGCAAAUUCUACCA
Molecule: messenger RNA, 3551 nt
Organism: Dermochelys coriacea (leatherback sea turtle)
Lineage: Eukaryota; Metazoa; Chordata; Testudines; Dermochelyidae
Product: very-long-chain enoyl-CoA reductase-like
Exons: 14
Coding region: 1382-2206 (274 amino acids)
Biological process (GO): very long-chain fatty acid biosynthetic process
Molecular function (GO): oxidoreductase activity, acting on the CH-CH group of donors
Source: RefSeq, a predicted model, not a curated record